AUGGAGCUUCCUAGUCAAAGUGAAUACCACAGUGAUUCUGUGGCUAACCCUGAUGGACUCAUAGGCGGUUUCAUUUCUCACAUUGUGGGUGAUAUAAUGACAAGCAGGCAAGACAUGGUAUCAGAUCAUGAACUUGAAGUGGUCUUAAUUUGCAAUGUUGGGCUUCAUUUUGUCUUAUGUGACAUUUAUAGCACUUGUCAUAUGAGACACCGUGAAGCCUGGUUAAGGCUGGUAGGCGCUUGGGAUGCUGGCUUUAGAGAGAGAAAGACUGUGAGUGAGAGUGAGAGUGAGUCUUCAGAGAGGCAGAGAAGCAGAGGAAGGAAGAAACGUGGUAUGGCAGAAGGAAAGUCUGCCACAUUUGAACCAUAA
This is a messenger RNA of Prunus armeniaca (apricot), 369 nucleotides long. Lineage: Eukaryota; Viridiplantae; Streptophyta; Magnoliopsida; Rosales; Rosaceae. The record is from the annotation of a GenBank genome assembly.